Messenger RNA from Myxozyma melibiosi, 1408 nucleotides. RefSeq lists its product as uncharacterized. The coding region runs from base 138 to 1352 and encodes 404 amino acids. The record is from RefSeq and is a predicted model, not a curated record. NCBI's taxonomy places the organism in Eukaryota, Fungi, Ascomycota, Lipomycetes, Lipomycetales, Lipomycetaceae. The transcript has a single exon.
UCUUCCUCUUCCUCUUCCUCUUCCUCUUCCUCUUCCUCUUCCUCUUCCUCUUCCUCUUCCUCUUCCUCUUCCUCUUCCUCUUCUCUCUCUUCUUCCUCCUCUCUUUCUCUCCCUCCUCUCUCUCUCAUCAACUCACCAUGCGCCUGCGUCCCAGAUCCUCCCUCGCGGAGCACUGGUUCCUCCUCUUCCUCUCGCUCUACAUCGCCUCCUUCUACGUCAACGGCUACCUAGCCCACCCCCAACGCAAACCAUCCACCCCCCCUCCACAGCACGAAGACUACCGCCUCUCCGUCUCCGACCCAUCCCUCCCCUACGGCCUCGCAGACCAGCACCGCGCCACCCACCGCCCCCAACAAUCCCUAAACUACCUCGUCAACUACACAAACCUCGACUUGUGCUUCGUCUCCUCCGACGCCAUCACCGGCCACGCCGGCAUGCCGCCCUGCCGCACCAUCAAAUCCCUCGUCGAAUCCAUCUCCUCCGGCGGCCGCGUCGGCAUCGACGCUCCCUACGUCCCGCGCGACUGCGCAAUGUGGUGGUACACCACCGACGAGCUCUGCGCCGUCAUGGCGCGCUACAGCCUCGUCUUCUUCAUUGGCGACGAGUCCCUCGCAAACGUCUUUGGCGGCCUCCUCUCGCUCCUGCGCGAGGACGCCCAUCUCGGCGCCGUUCUCGCGCAGCGGUUUGACCACGAACGGUUAAUGACCUCCUGUGCGUGCGACAGCGCCUAUCUCGACUCCGACAUCGCCUGCGUGCAGAGCCGGCCCACGAGCGUACGCGAGAUCUAUGAUCUCGAUCGCACGCAGAUUAAAUGCCGAACGCCCGGCCUCGCGCCGUUCGUCGACGCUCAAUUCGUCUCGCUCGACGGGUUCCCGCCGGCCGAAGACGACGUGCGCAGGCUGCAGCACCAGCUCGUGAGAUUGGUCGCGCGGGACUCGAAGCCCGUGGCUUUCGUCUACAGCCACGGCGGCGCCCGUACGAAUCCAAAGGGGUUCAACCCUGACGAAACAGCCGCCUGGCUGUCGCACGUCCGCGACGCAGUCAGGGCCACCAUCCCGCGCGUGGUUGCCGUGCGCGAAGUGUUUCUCACCGCGGGCGCGACCGGGCCGCAGGUGCCGGACCAGAUGCUGUUCACGCACGGGCUGCAGGCCGCGCAGCGGUUCGAGAGCGACCUGCGCGCGCGGGCGGAACGCGUCGGGUUCGACGUCAUCGGGACGUGGAACGCGACAGUGCAGACGCGGUUUGCGGCUGACGGGGUGCAUAAUCGGGUGCCGGUCAAUCUGCUCAAGGCGACGAUGGUCGUCAACUGGCUUGAUCUGGCGGAGCCUGCGUAUCUCUCGGGGGGUCUGUAGGGGUUGCUUGUGUGUGUUUCUGUUUCUGUUAUCUUGCUAUUUACGUUCUUGCUUGC